GCUGGAAAGUGCCGCCUGAGUGAGAGCUACCCAUUGUUUUUGUUGACCUGGUCAUUUCAUCUCAUCUGUUUGCGGCUUUUCACCCAGUUCGCCCGAGUCUAUUUCCAUGCCAAAUGGCCGCCUUCAUGGAGGAAGCGUUAGUGGAGGCGAGGCGGGCACGUGACGCCGGCGAGGUGCCCGUGGGCUGUGUGUUCGUUCAUGGGGACAAGGUGGUCGCACGUGGCGGGAACGAGGUGAACGUCCACCGGAACGCCACUCGCCACGCGGAAUUCAUUUGCAUCGACGCUAUCCUCGCCAGCUGCCGCGAGAGACGUCUGCCGGCCCGCCAGCUGUUCAGCGAGAUCACCGUGGUGGUCACCGUGGAGCCCUGCAUUAUGUGCUCCGCCGCCCUGCACACUCUGGGCGUCAAGGAGAUCAUCUACGGCUGUGAGAACGAUCGUUUCGGAGGAAAGACGGUCGUGGAUGUGGCCGCCGUCGUUGGCCAUAGGAUCGAGAUCACGGGCGGUGUGCGGGCGGAUGAGGCGAUGGCUCUGCUAAAGGAUUUCUACAAGGGCGACAAUCCGGCGGCACCGCCACAGGCCAAGAAGAAAAAGUAGGAUCAAUUGUCGAGGCCAAAAGCGUGCGUGAAGAAGGGGAGCAUGAAUGGAGUCAACCACUGAUCCUCAAAGAAGUAGGAAGCUAUUACAGUCAUUGAAGUAAUAUUUAAAGUAUGAUAAAACUAUAGAAAAAUAGUAGAAUGCAAAAGUCUACGUUUUCGUAAAAUUCAAUUACUUCCAAGCCUUCCAAAAUCCGGAAACGAGCAGAUUACCGAAAAUCCGAAGGCAAACCUCUAGUUUACUCAUUAUUUCAGAGGGAACAAGCCAAGAAACGUAUUUAUCUUAUAAAAGGAAUAGUAUUCCGUCGAAAUCAUCGUGAAAUAGAGAACGAAUUUCAAAAACGCAAUCAGAAAUGAAAGUAGUUAGAAUACAUAAAACUACAAUCGCAUAAAGAAUGAAAACAUUAGUGCUCCAGUCAUCUGCAUCCUGGAGGCAUACAUCCGAAAGUAAAAUAAGUACCACUGCAUCAUUCUUCGACGAUUUCUGUAUAUGAUUCAAUUUAUUAUAAUCUUUAAGCAUAGUCUAAGAUAUAUUGUAUAUGGCGUUCAGAACGUAUGUUUUAACUCUAAGCAUAAAUACAAUUACUGCAUGAAAGCUACAGCAUUUACGUGUGUGUAGUGAAGGCUGUGCCUGUUUCCACUAUAGGAAGACUACUCAAAACCUUUUGUUUCCUUUUCAAAUGCGUAAAGUGCAGUCUCGCUAGCAGUCCGACACCAAGAAUCUAGUUUACCCUCCAACAAUCGAAGCAAUAUAUAUUAUAGAAAUAUAUGGUUGUAUUAUAGGCUAACUUGUUUUAAGUUCCCACUUGUAAGAUAAAUGUCGGAGGGCUGCACCCGUGCUUAACCUAAUGUAAUUUCCCUACGUCCUAAGCUAACUCUUCGGUUCGAUCGUUUGCUGCGCCAGCUUAUUGCCUCGAUCGCAAUCAGCUAGCUGCCAAGCUGGCCAUCAAGUGCUGGCGCAGCAAACGAACAAUGGCGGGCGACUAAGUGAAUCUAGACUAAAUCUAAUUAAAUGCGCAUGCUGCGGCGUCUAUGGCCAAUGUUGAGCCACUCCAGCGGCACGUUUCCGCCCACAUUGUAGGUGGUGGGCGUGCAGUUGGGCAGCUUGCGGGCGGGCUCGCAUCGUCGGCUAACGUUCCAGUAGGCGAAUCCCUGCGGACAGCGGUGGAUCUGGCCUUCGAUGCGACCCGUCAGCUCCGAGAAUCCGCACUUGACGAACAGCUGGCCGCACUGGUCGUUGUUGAGCGCGAAGUGACCCUC
Drosophila melanogaster (fruit fly) is the source of this 1855-nucleotide messenger RNA. RefSeq lists its product as uncharacterized. Bases 114 to 596 code for a protein of 160 amino acids. The transcript has 2 exons. Lineage: Eukaryota; Metazoa; Arthropoda; Insecta; Diptera; Drosophilidae. The record is from RefSeq and is marked reviewed.